AUGUCGUACUACUUCGCCAUCAUAGGCACCAGGGACAACCCGCUCUUUGAGAUUGACUUCGGCACAUCCAAAGGCGGCGCAGAUGGCGCAGCACGAUUUCGAGAUGAAGCCAAACACAUGAACCAAUUCAUCGUUCACGCCGCGCUGGACAUGGUAGAGGAGAUUCAGUGGAACAACAAAGAGCUCUAUCUGAAGAAGGUGGACUCUUUCCAGAACAACCACAUCCACUGCUUGUUGACUGGAGGCAACAUCAAGUUCAUGCUCCUCAUGAACCCAGACCCAACCAGCACGCCGUAUUCAGCUUACCAGACGUCGCCUCCAUCCCGGCCUUCGACAGCUAGGCAGAGUACUCUGCUUGCCAGCAAUCCUACCACGCCGCAGACCGAAGAUGCCGUGCGGCAGUUCAUGCUCGAAGUCUACGAAGCCUGGUUGAAGUGCAUCAUGAAUCCUUUCUACCAGGUCAAUCAAGCCGUCACGAGCCCUGUGUUCCGCAGCCGAGUGGCCACUGCUGCUAAGAAGUACCUAUGA
Saxophila tyrrhenica is the source of this 528-nucleotide messenger RNA. RefSeq names its product TRAPP subunit (gene TRS20). Gene Ontology annotation, biological process: endoplasmic reticulum to Golgi vesicle-mediated transport. The transcript is spliced from 3 exons. Lineage: Eukaryota; Fungi; Ascomycota; Dothideomycetes; Mycosphaerellales; Extremaceae. The record is from RefSeq and is a predicted model, not a curated record. Gene Ontology annotation, cellular component: TRAPP complex; nucleus; cytoplasm. Bases 1 to 528 code for a protein of 175 amino acids.